GUGUGUACUCACCUGCAGCCGGUGACAGUUUAGUGAUGACGCCCCAUCUCUGCUUCCACUAGAACAACAAACGCGAAAUUAGUUAUAAGCUUGUAACAAAUGAUAUUCGGUUAGUGGUCGUUUUGUCAUCGAGAUUACUCCGGUCGGUGUAUAAAAUCGUGAUUAGUUACCGGAGAAGACAAUUAACCGUAAAAUGAAGGACGAGAUAUCUUUGAAGACGAUAGUUAACGGGAGUUUCAAAACAACCAGUCCGAAACCAUCGGAUCAAAAACUCGACUCGAUAUUCCUGUACGUAUCAGUGCUAAUUGGUACAUUACUAUUGAUCUCGGUUGGAAUAUCAGUGAUAUGGACCUCACCGGUAAUAGGCAAGUUGAGAUCGAACGACACCGAGAUCAACCCGCUCGGCAGGCCGAUAACAACAAUAGAAAUAUCCAUUAUAGCAGGAGUACCGUCCCUCACCGACGUCAUAGGGAUGCUACUGAUGCCGAAAGUAUCCGACAUAAUCGGCAGGAAGCUGCACCUAACCUUCACAGCGAUCACGAUGGUGAUAGCCGGCGUCGGUUUAUCCUUCAGCACGAGCAUCCUCUACAUGACCCUGUGGAGGUGCCUGUUCGGAUUCCCCGCCGCCUACACCGUCCUCUCCAUCUACAUAGCGGAGAUCUGCGAGGACCACAACCGGGGCAAGUUCGGCUGCUUCACGGGGCUGCUGCACCAGAUCGGCAACUUCUUGGGCUUCUUGAUCGGCCCGUUUCUCAGCGUUACGUUCUUUUCGCUGGCGAUGACGGCGCCUGCGAUGCUGUUUCUCCUCACGUGCGCGGUUUUACCCGAAACUCCCAUAUAUCUGAUGCUGCGCGGCGACGAGGAUAAAUGCAAAGCGUCCAUGAAGCGGCUCAGAGGCCACAAAACCGAUCGGGAGAUCGAUGCGGACGUGAUGACGUUAAAAGAGAGUUUGAAGGAGAAGAAGAAAGGGAAGAUUGCGGAUUUGUUUAAGAAGAAAGAGCACAGGAUCGCGUUGUUGUUGGGCUGUUUGUGUUUGACAAUGAAAGCAGCGUCUGGUGUAACUGUAAUCUUCACGUACUUAGCGCCGUUCUUCGACCAAGCUAACACCAGUUUAUCAGGAGAUAACGUGGCUAUUAUAAUAUCGGUUGUUAAGAUAUUUGUGUUCGCCUUCACGUCGUUCAUAGUGGAUAGAUUCGGCAGGAAAAACCUGCUGGUGAUAUCCUCCACCGCCACGGGAAUCCCACUUUUCGCUGUAGGAGUAUACUUCUACCUACAACACAUCAACUCCCCUUAUCUGGAGUACCUGCAAUGGCUUCCUCUGACAGGAUUCCUGCUGAUGGUGAUCACUUUCGGGUUGGGCGUCGGUCUGAUUCCGCACGUGUUGAUCACCGAGCUGUUUCCGUCGGAUCUCCGGGCCGCCUCCAGCUCGGCGGUGACCUCCAUCAGCGGCGUGGCGAUGUUCGGGGUGACCUCCCUGUUUCCCAUUGUGUCCGAAUCGCUGGGGAACCACUGGUGCGUGUGGUGGUUCAGCCUGAACUGCUUCAUCGGAGCUAUAUUGAUCUACCUGUUUCUGCCGGAGACGAAGGGCAAGAGCUUCGAUGACAUUCAGGCGGAGCUCAAGAGUUACAAGUAGAGGUGAGCGUUUGGAAUUGAUGCGAUUUUUUGGCAGUUGGAAUUGUUUGAAUUGUGUGUAAGGGUUUAAUUUAUGAUUUGAAGUGAGUGCGAGAUAAAUGAGUCCUAAAUACAAAUA
Messenger RNA from Phyllotreta striolata, 1750 nucleotides. NCBI's taxonomy places the organism in Eukaryota, Metazoa, Arthropoda, Insecta, Coleoptera, Chrysomelidae. The record is from the annotation of a GenBank genome assembly.